AUGGGGAAACCUAUGGCCGAUUGGCCGUAUGGAGUUACUCUGAACGCAGUAAUAUCCAUCUUGACCUCGCUCAUGAAAGCGGCCAUGGCAUUUCCAAUCACAGAAGCUCUGUCUCAGCUCAGAUGGCCGUGGGUCAGCCAAGGGAACAAAUUGAGUGAUUUGGCGUUGUUAGAUGCAGCUAGUCGGGGUGCCAUCGGUGCCGCUUUGGUGUUGAUGCGGUAUAUCCCGAGGUACUUAGUGACGGUGGGAUGCUUCGUUCUUGUUGUUGCGGCGGCCAUCGCCCUGUUCGUCCAGCAAGUCAUCGCCAUCAACAUGCGACCCGUUCACUCUCGCAAUCCGUCUUCUAUCCAAAUCUGCAACACAAGCACCUACACCGACUAUGGUGAAGGUGCCGGCCCUGGGCAAAAUGAACCCCGGCUCCAGCUACCAGGAUACCUACAACUACAAGCUACCCAACAACCUGAUCUUCACCGCAUUAAUGAUGGGGAUGCGCCGCAUGAACGCCACAAACGGACUGGGCCUCCAACUCGAUCUAAAAAUCUUCCAAUCAUUAUAAACUUCACCGCGAUUAGUGCAGCCGGCUACGGAGUCCCACCACAAGUCAGCGCGACCGAAUGCGCCUUGUACUUCUGUAUUGACACGUACGAAGCGACCGUGAAGGACGGCGACUUCAACAAGCGACCCGUAUCCUCCGCGACCUUUUCCAAUCUCAGCUCAACCAGCGUUACCGAGAACUUCGCCCUGAUCCCGGAGACCUGCUAUGUAAACAGCACGCAAAGCAAAGGUCCCAGCCAGUGCACGUAUCCAGUGAACUGGCUCAGUCGACUAGCGCUUGUAAAUUCCCUGACGCCCCUCCUCAACGUACCAGGGGAGUUCUACAUGUCGAACCAGGUACCCUGGUCGUCAGACAUUGUCCACACUCUCUAUGGACAACAAGGGAAUCUAACCAAUAUCACCACCAUUUUCAAUUCUCUCACCUCGUCACUCACGACCCACGCCCGGGCCCAAGUUUGCAAAGCCACCGUCAAGGGAAUGACCAGGACCGUUGAGCCUUUUGUGAGCGUGCGCUGGCCAUGGAUGAUUCCACCUAUUGCGCUCGUCGCCAUGAGUAUUGUUUUCUUGGUGAUUACCAUUAUUAAGACAAGAAAUCAGUAUAUUUGGAAGUCGUCACCGUUAGCGCUUUUGUUCUCAGAUUUGGCGGUCGAGGCGACGCAUUCUUUUCGAACGAGUCCUAGUUUGAGUGGGAUGGGAGAGGCGUCGGGGAAGAUGAAGGUUUGGUUGGAAAUUACGCCUGAGGGAGUGAAGCUGAAGGGGAUUCCUCGGUAG
Messenger RNA from Aspergillus alliaceus, 1326 nucleotides. RefSeq names its product DUF3176 domain-containing protein. The record is from RefSeq and is a predicted model, not a curated record. Lineage: Eukaryota; Fungi; Ascomycota; Eurotiomycetes; Eurotiales; Aspergillaceae. The transcript has 3 exons. Bases 1 to 1326 code for a protein of 441 amino acids.